Molecule: messenger RNA, 1933 nt
Organism: Pelobates fuscus (common spadefoot toad)
Lineage: Eukaryota; Metazoa; Chordata; Amphibia; Anura; Pelobatidae
Gene: INAVA
Product: innate immunity activator
Exons: 10
Coding region: 190-1629 (479 amino acids)
Biological process (GO): positive regulation of protein ubiquitination; adherens junction maintenance
Source: RefSeq, a predicted model, not a curated record
CUGUGAUAUUCAUUUUAUAGUUAAUGUUCUCCUAGUCUAGACUGCAACAAAGUUUUUAGCUGUACACCUUUAUAAAGACUAUUUCACUGAAACGUUGGGGCAAUUUUCUUGAUUAUUUCUCUCUUCUCACCACUGCUUUUAUCUUUUAUUUUUUUGCGGGCUAAUCAGAAAUAUUUGACUUUGGGGACUAUGGGAAAGAAAGAGGAAGCAAACAACUGUUCAGAUCAUUAUAUUAUCCAACCAGGUCAGGACUCCCUUUCUCCUGGAUGCAGGGAAUUGACUCAGGCAGUGCGUAUCCAGCAGCGCUCUCUGGAGCAGAAGAUGCAGAGCUGUCUGGAAGAGCUGCGCCUUCUAUGUUUGCGGGAGGCAGAGCUUACAGGUGUCUUGCCUAAGGAUUACCCACUAAAAGCUGAUGAAACACCCCCCAAAGUCCGGCGAAGGGUUGGAGCUCUGUUUAAACUGGAUGAGCAAGCAAUUCAUUACAGGAAGGAGGAUCCACUCAGCUCCUUGCAAACCGAUCUUGCUCUGCAGAGACAGAUUACUGAGGCAGCACGUCGUUUGUACAUGGAAGAGUCACUGUCUAAACACGUUCGGCAUCAGAGAAAGGUAGCAUUAAAAGAGGCAAAACAGAAGCUUUUAGCUUUAGAAGACAGGCUAAACCAAGAACGCAGCAUGCGAUUAGAAGAUAGCAGUGUCUCUGAAUCCAGCUCCUUGUCGGAUGUCACAACUUUGGAAGAAGCAGAUGAAACCCAUCGAGUGUCUUUCUCUGUACUUUCUUCUGUCACCCGGCCCCUUCCACCACAGACACUGGAGGGACUUUGCCCUGCCUGGAUUGCAAGUGAAACUGAGAAAAACCCACUCCAGAAUAGUCCCUGGAGAGAAUCUAGUCUUGAUCUGCCAUAUGAAAAGCCAAACAGGAGUUUAAAUAAUUCUAGAAGCCACAGCAGUCCUGCUGUUACCCCUUUACCGAGUCCCCAAGAAGUAACAUGUGACAAUCUAAAUGGCUCUCAAAAUGUGAACAAAAUUACAUUAACUAUACAAAGCAGCCCUGAAAACAACAACAGGAAAGGUGUCUCCCAGUCUGUUAGAGUCCAAGGCACCCAAGAAUUAUGUGAACCAAGAGGACGCAGUUUAUGUCGUCGGGCAACUAGCUUUAACACACAAUCUAAUUCUUUAUACUCUCUCUCCCUCUCGAACCCUAUGUACACCUCCUCUAACCCUGUGUACUCUGCCUCCUCUGAAACACUUUUUGAGUUACCCAAUGCACCACCUUCCUAUAAAUUAGCCUACUGCCCUGUUGCCUCUCCUGGAGAGUUGCUUAAAGUUGUCCACAUACCUUCUGGUAGGGAGCACUUUACUUUGGAGGAACCACCAAGGCCUGACAUUACUGAGGAACUGCGUUGCUGGCAUAUUAGGGCCAGUAUGAAUGGAGCCAAUGCUUUAAGGCCAAGGUCACUAGAUAGACAGGGGGCCAUAAGACUACGCAAUCACUCAUCCAUGAGCCAGCUCUCUCGUUCACAGACACAGAAAGUACAAGUAUCUCAUCGGCAUGUACUUAGGAGAACAGCAGAAGGCGCCCCUCUUCAGUGGUAUGAUCCAGAGGAGGCUCAAAUUAUCAGUCAGGUUUAGAGACUGCACAAAUAUGUGAAACUCCAAAGAGAUGUCUCUGCAGUAAAAUUGCCAGUUUCUUGUAUGAAAAACUAUUUUUCUGCUGGACAGAAGAAUUUUUUUUACUUGCUUUUCUUGCAUUGCACAGCACUAUUGCAGACUCUUAGCAUAGAGGUAUGGAGUAACUGAAUGUUUAUUGAUGACAGCUAGCAAUUAACAAAUUUAAAAAAACUACUGGUGAAUAUUUGUGUUACAUUCAGUCAGAAGUGGUAUACAAUGUAUAAUGAUUGAAUAUUGCAAAUAAAUAAAAAUGGAGACCAAUAUA